Molecule: messenger RNA, 2465 nt
Organism: Strigops habroptila (Kakapo)
Lineage: Eukaryota; Metazoa; Chordata; Aves; Psittaciformes; Psittacidae
Gene: IQCC
Product: IQ motif containing C
Exons: 10
Coding region: 45-1547 (500 amino acids)
Molecular function (GO): protein binding
Source: RefSeq, a predicted model, not a curated record
CACCGCUCCGGGGACACGCCGGAGGAAGUUCCCUUUCCCUUUAAAUGCAAAUCCCAGCGCCGGGGCCGCGGGACGAGUGUCCGGCGGGCGCGGGGACGCGGCCGGGUCGGCUCCGCAGGCUGGGCCGGCGCCUGGCGCAGGGUCCCUGCCCCGCGGCUCCGGUGCCCCCAGCACCAUGGAGGAGCGGAGGAAGAAGCGCAGCCCCACUCCCUGCCUGGCUCAGCCGCUGCCCCCCAGCAGGAGCACGUCCUUCGCGCUGCCGAUGCCCACCCUGCCCUCGCCCCGGCAGCGCGCCCGGCUCAGGCGGACAAGCAAGGAGCGGGUGCGCGGCACGGCGGUGGCGCGGGGGGCCCCGCUGCAGCACAGCUUCCUCACCGACGUGUCCGACGUGUGCGAGAUGGAGGGCGGGCUGCUCAGCCUGCUCAGCGACUUCCACUCGGGAAAGCUGCAGGCCUUCGGGAAGGAGUGCUCCUUCCAGCAGCUGGAGCACGUGCGGGAGAUGCAGGAGAAGCUGGCGCGGCUCCACUUCAGCCUCGAUGGCUGCGUGGAGGAGCUCCCUGAGGAGCAGAAGAAGGCAACGGCUGACCGGAACCUGGACCAGCUGCUGGCACACCUGGAGGAGCUCAGCAGCUCCAUACAGAAGCUGCACCUGGCCGAGGGCUCCGACCCCGAGGACUCCGCGGCCUGACCCAGCGCCCGGCGCGGCCCCCUCAGACCCCGCGGCCACCACGCGGGGACCCCGCGCACCCCCCCCCGCCGCCGCCAUGUCGGUGCGGGCCUCAGUGCCGCGGCCGGGUGACGCCAUCAGCCGGCGCCGGGGAGCCGCGGCCAUGGCGGCGGCGGCGCUGGGGCCGCAGGCGGAGGCAGAGGGGUGGCGGCGGGUGCUGCGGGCCGUGACCCGCCUGCAGGCCUGUGUCAGGGGUUACCUGGUGCGGAAGCGGUUUCAGAGCCUGCGGGCAGCGUACGAGGAGGUGGUUUUGGAGAUCGAAGGAGACCUGAGCCAGCUGCAGUGGAGGGGCCGGCUCCUGCCGCGGCCCGUCUUCAUCCCCGAGGAGCCAGUGCAAGGGAAUUGUUCAAGUCCACAUGAGGCUGCACCAAGUGAGGAGGCCAGCACAGAAAAACCACAGGAGGAGCUGGAUGCCCCUGAGCCAGAACAGGACCAGGGCUGCAGCAGCAGGAAUCCUACAGCCCAGCUGCUGAGCGAGAAGGGGCUGAGCCCCACGGGUGCAGGAGAUGCAGUGACCCCCCUGAACCUCGAGGCUGAUGCUGAUGAACACCCUGAAAAGGAGUGCAGUGCCCCGGCUGAGAGCAAGGGCUGGCAGAACAACAGCAACAUGUCCUCUGACUUGGUGGCAGAGUCCCUUGAAGCCUGCCUGGAAAUUCCACUUGUGGACAUAAAGGAGCUUCCUCAGACUCGGUCUGGUCUCCAGUCCUACCGAAACCACUUGGUCAUGGAGCUGCUGUGGUUGGAACAAGCUAUUGUCAGCCGUAAAAACUUCUUGAUGUUGAAACAGAAGCUGGGAACUCCUGGAGGAGGGCAUUCCUGAGCAUAAGGGGCACUUGUAUUGGUGUGGAGAAGCUGUGGAGCUCCAGCACUGGUGUCGUGACGUGGCCUCAUGGACAGCAGCAGCUAUGGGGAGCUCCAGCUUUCUGGGUUGACGUUUUCCACUUAAGGUGAAUGCUGCAAGAAAGCCUUUUAUUUCUUUUAAAUGUGAAUAUUUGGUCAAAGCAGGGGUUGAACAUCACUGUGAAGGCAGGAGGUGGUUGUGUGUCCUGGAGGAGUCCCACUGAGACCUCCUUCUACAAGAACCCUGUUUCUGUUGGCUGAGCUGCAUGGUCCUAGGGGAAAAUCAAGGUUAGGAGGACUGUUGCUUAGAGAAGGCUCUUUCUGCCCAGCUCAUUGCUUGUGGCGGAACUAAAAUGCCUGAAGGCAGAAGGUGCUUUGAACCUACAGGAACAAACUCUUCUGUGCCAGCCUGUGUGUGAUCCAUACCAGUGUCUGAGCUGCGCAUUUGGGGUGGCUGCACAUCGCAGCUCUGCAGUAUCUGGGAUCUCCAAGUGCUCGUGGUAGGCUUCAGGAGGUUCCUACCUGUCCGUGCAGUUGGUGGGGAGCGAUGGCACAUCAAACCUGACCUUCAGGACAUGAGGCUUGGUUCCCAACUCGUGUAUCGAUGGCCAUUGUAGCAUCCCUCUGUGUGGCAGUGACCUGGAUUGGUGCUUGAGGGGGCAAGUAAGGACUUGUGGGGUUCGGAGCUUUGUUAUAUGUUCCUCUAGUCCAGGAGCACUCAGGGUCCCUCAGAAAGGGACUUUGCACGUGGUGCUGUGGUUCUUUACUAUGACCCCACGUCUUCUGUGGAAACACUCUGCGUUCCUGCUGCCUGAGCAGUCACUCUUGCCCUGUGCUGGUUGAAUCCUUCUGGUCCUGAAUGAAGCCGACUUGUUUGUGAAUAAAAAGUUUUCCUGAU